This is a messenger RNA of Vespa crabro (European hornet), 9425 nucleotides long. RefSeq names its product neuronal calcium sensor 2. Gene Ontology annotation, molecular function: calcium ion binding. Lineage: Eukaryota; Metazoa; Arthropoda; Insecta; Hymenoptera; Vespidae. The transcript is spliced from 6 exons. The record is from RefSeq and is a predicted model, not a curated record. Bases 1019 to 1579 code for a protein of 186 amino acids.
AAGACGUAUUUACGAUCUAUUUUCAUCCCUAAUUUUUCAUCCGAUUAAUUGUCCGAUGUUAGAAAAUCAUUAUACGUGAGAAUCGUUCGGUCGAAGAACUUUAAAAUUCGCUCGUACGUUUAGUCUGACGCGAAAGUAGAGAGGUUAGUCGGCGCAUUGAUAUUUAUUAACGCAUUGAAAAUCAGAAGUUAUACGGGUACAAAAUUAUUUCCAUAGAUAGAAUUCCAUCAAAAAGCAAAAGCGGAAGAGUGCGCGCGCGUAUAGUGCUGCGUGAUAAUGCGCUAGGCGAGAAGGGAAGCAAGGGAGCGGCAGGGGUAGGGGAUGAGUGUGAAAGAGAGAGAAAGAAUACGCGAGCGUAUGUAUGUAUGUAUGUAUGUAUGUAUGUAUGUAUAUUGUAUGUUGUUAUGUGUGAACGUAUAUGUAUGUAAGGAAAAAGAGAGAGAUAGAGAAUGUACGAAUAUCCUAUAUACACUAUGUGCGAUAUAUGCAAUAAAUAAAAUAAAAAGUACGGGCGUGUUUCGAGAAAAUUGCGUGAGACAAUUUUUGCCGUGAAUUUGGGUAUACGAAAAGAAAUCAUUUCGAAGAGAAAUAAAACCACCUCUGUGAAUCGUCGAAUUCUUUCGGUCUUAUUUCGGAAGAAGGUCGAAAGUGAGUGUCUCGCGCGUGUACUUAAACAUGAAGACAAAAAAUAAAGCUCGACGACGCAAUAACGAUGACGGAGGAGAUGGCGGUGGUGGUGAUGACGACGACGACUACUACUACUACAGUGAUGACGGAGAAGGUGGAGACGGUGAUGGAAACGAUGGUGGUGGCGGUUGCGAUAAUGGUGGCGGUAGCGGAGGCGGCGGUAAUACGUAACGUAACGUAAAACGUUUGACGUUUACCGGCCAUGCGGUCUACGAUGUACCAAUAACAACGACCUAUUCAAAAGCGCCCUUGUCGUCUCUGAACGUGACCUCAUUUUGUCUGAAGUAAAUAUGUUACGUGCAAUGGUGCCAAUAAUCAGUAAGAUUACAAAAUGGGUUGUUUUGGGAGCAAGGAUAAAUUGAGUAAAGAAGAUAUGGAGUUUCUCAAGUCACGCACACGAUAUGACGAAAGCACAAUCAAGGAAUGGUACAAGGGAUUCAAACAAGACUGCCCUAAUGGCAGAUUAACGCCCGCAAAAUUUGUUGACAUGUAUAAAACGUUCUUUCCGUCUGGCCAUGCGGAAGAAUUUUGCGAUCAUGUAUUCCGCACAUUCGACAUGGAUAAAAACGGUUAUAUCGACUUUAAGGAAUUUCUCUUAGCCAUAGACGUUACUUCCUGUGGUACACCGGAAGAAAAGCUAAAGUGGGCAUUCCGGAUGUAUGACGUUGAUGGAAAUGGUGUUAUUGAUAUUCAAGAAAUGACUAAGAUCGUUCAAGCGAUAUAUGAUAUGCUCGGAGCAUGUUCGAGCAACAGGCCAGCGGACAGCGCUGAAGAACGGACUAAGAAUAUAUUCGCUAAAAUGGACGAGAAUCAUGACGGGCAAUUGACGCAAGAAGAAUUCCUUAAGGGUUGCCUUCAAGACGAAGAGCUCUCCAAAAUGUUGGCUCCUUAAUCUGAUUGCCCACAUUUUACAGAGAAUUCAUUGACGAGAGUCUGAACGGUUUUUAAGACGGAUUUGUGAAAAAAUGAAAAAAUUAUUACCGUCGCUGCUGUUACGAUCUCUGUCGCUGCUGCUGCCUCCACUACUAACACCAAUACCACCACCACCACUACCAAUGGAACACCAUUAUUAAAUUAACAAAACCACUUUCGCUACCACCAUCGCCAUCGCCACCACCACUACCACCACCACUAUCAUCACAGUUGCCACCGUCUUAUUAUCACUUAUCGCCACUGCAACGUCUCUCCUCCAGCUUCGCAGCAGUCAUCCCCUCGUAUUUUCAUGAGAUUUUAAGACCAGAUACUAUGAUGAUAAUGAUAAUUAAUAAAUGAAUGAUGAUGAUAAUGUUGAUGAUGAUAAUGAUGAUCAAAAGCAAGAAAUUAUGAAGUCACGUGACAAACAUCAUCAUCAAGAACGACCGAUGACUAUUGCAAACACCUUAAGAUUUUUAAUUCUAAGGUGUUCGGAGGACCUAACCUUCCAGUUAGGAGAUUCAUAAAAAGGAGCGGGAGGGGGAAGAAAGAAACGAAAAAAUAGAAAAAGAAAAUAUGGAAUUCGUAAUGAAAAUAUAUAAUCGUUUUCAAGUCGAUCGCAUAAUGCGAAAUGCAAUUUGAUCUUGCAAUCGUUUGAUUAUUAAGAUUUUUCACUCAAACCUGUGAACCAGCGAAUAAUACGAUUACGAAUAUCUAGUUGUAUCGAUCGAUUGCGAAUGAAUUCGAUCGAUUCUACACUCACGUAAUAAACAGGAAUCAUAAUCCCAUCGCAAUCGUUUGAAUUCGCUAUAAUACCAACUCGCUAAACGAAUUUCGCUGGACCGAAAAGAUCGAUAAAAAAAAAGACAACAAAAAAAAAGGGAGAAAAAAAUUGUUGAGUACCUCGCGGAGACCGCGUAAAUGUGGUCCAAAUUAAUAGAGAGAAAUUAAUAGAGAAAGAUAACUAUAGGAUUCGGGAAAAAGCGCGCGAACGGUAUAUACAUAAAAUGUGCGUGGCCCUAAAUUUUAGUGGCUUUUAGCAUGAUCCAAUCUUUAAGAAAAAUGAACAUCGAAAAUACUCGAUCGAUUACGAGUUCAACAAUAAAAUUUGUUUUUCCAUAGAAUUUCAAUGUUAGGAUAAGCCAAGCUGUUAGAAUUAACAGAACGUGCUCUUCGCAUUGUAAUCCGAUUAUUAUGAAUUGAUAAAUUGGAUAAAUUUUCAAAUUUAAUUCAAAACAUUAUGUUUGCAACGGAGCAAAAAAGGAUGAAGAUAAAAAAUUAAAAAUUCAUCGAUUUGAUUUUAAGGGCUGUUAUUUUCGAACGAAUACAAUUGUUUCGACAAUAUAUAAAAUUUUUAUUACUUACAUAUACAUAAAAAUCUCGAUGAGGAACCAUUGAUGAGUAUACAAUAAUAUCGUGUACACGGAUUACACGGUCCCCCAAAUGGUUUCUUUUUUUUUUUAUAUUUCUUUUAACCUCUCUUCGUCAUGAUUAUGUGCCUUUCCUUUUUUUCCAAACAGCAUUUAUUCACUUUAAUGAAAUGGUAUCGUGAAUAAAUAGAAAGAUCAAAUAAUGAAUGGCUUUUGUUAGAAUAUAUUUCAAUAAUAUCUCGGAUAUCUUGACUAUAUUUCCACCAUGAAAAAGAAACAAAAAUAAAAAAAAAAAAUAAGACAAACAGACAAACAAAACAAAAAGAAAAUACUAGUAAUAAUAAUAAAAAGAAGAAGAGAGAAGAAAACAGGCUGGUCUCUGUUUAGUGAUAGAAUUCGACCAACACUGUGUUUUUAUUAGAAUGAGCUACGUCAGGCUGUCGUAGAAUAACUUUUUCUCAUUGGUAUACGCGCAAUGUGUUUUCAAUAUAAAACACCUUUACACACAUAUAUAUACAUAUAUAAAUAAAUAAAUAAAUAAAUUAAUUAAUUAAUAUUUAACACGUUCAGCGUCGUAAAAAUCUCGUACGAUUUUAUUCCGCUGCGCCGGAAAACAAUAUUAUACGUAGUGCUCUUGUGUUACUGCCGGUCACCGGUGACCUUGAAACACUGCAAAAAGAAAAAAAAAUAUAUACACGGUGUCGGUCAUUGGUAGCUACUUGUGGCGCGUAACGUGUUAAAAAAAAAUAAUAAUAAUAAAAAAAAAAAAAAAAGAAAUUUUGUAUAUUGGCGAGCAUGAUGAAAACAUAUUUGCUAAAGAAGGCAAAUAUUUGAUAAAUUGGUCCAAAAGAAAAAAGAAUUUAAAAAAAGAAGAGAAAGAGAGAAGAAAAUCAAGCGGACAAUCCGUUGUUAUCUGUUCUCCUGUCGUUUUGGAUCUACGUUCCCUUCGCGUUUGGCGUCCAUCUAAAACAAAAAGACCCAAUAUACAAAACUUUAAAUGAAUUAGAAACAUCUGCACGCUGUCAUCGAUUUACACGUGACAGCACCUUCUCUUCUUCUAUAUUGCUCACGGGUAAACAAAAAAAAACAGAUAAGGAAAAAAAACACACACACACGUAUACAUACAGAAAUGUUCGCUUUGCUCAUAUAGCAUUACACAGAAGUUCUUGACGACUGACAGAAGGAUAUUGCAGAACGAGACAUCGUGAUUCUUCUCGUAAUAGAAAGUGCAGCAUUGACAAUCGAAUUAAUAAGUUUCCUCUAUGAAAGAGAAAGAGAAAUAUGCAGAGAGAGAGAGAGAGAGAAAAAGAGAGAGAGAGAGAGAGAGAAGAAAGAAAGAAAGAAAGAAAGAGAAAAUAAGAGGAAGAAGAGAGAGAGAGAGAGAGAGAGAGAGAGAGAGAGGGUAAGAAAAAGUCCCUUAAAACGAAUUAUGUAAGAAGCUUAAAAAGAACGAACCCUAAGUGCAUUAUAUGUAAUAGAGAAUCACUAUAUCUCAAUCUUAGUUAUUACUCUGAAAUUAAAACAUUUACGAAAUAAAACCAUGAUUCGGCAUAAAAAAAAAUAUAUAUAUAUAUAUAUAUAUAUAUAUAUAUAUAUAUAGAGAGAGAGAGAGAGAGAGAGAGAGAGAGAGAGAGAGAGAGAGAGAGAGAGUAUAUGACGGAUAUAUAAAUAUAACAACAAAACUAUAUAUAUAUAUAUAUAAAGCUUUCUUCCACAUUGUUACACCAGAUCUUCGUUAGUUAGCUAUUUUAAGAGUAUGAACAAAUCCGAUUGGUCUCGAUGACCUUGUCAUAGUUAGCGAAUGUCGCUUUAAUUAAGGGAUUUCAUGAAUUCUUGCAAUUGAUUAAAUGUCGUAACGUAAACAAGCGGUAAAUCGACUUUAUCUUAACAAGAAAACAUUUAUAUUAACAAGAAAGAUCUAUUUCACUUUCCUUAUUCUGUCCUGUUACUGUACUGUUUUUCUUGUCAUUCUGUCUCUCUCUGUCUGUCUGUCUCUCUCUCUCUCUCUCUCUCUUCCUCUCUCUCUCUUUCUCUCUCUCUCUCUCUCUCUCUCUCUCUCUCUCUCACUCUCUCUCCUUUCACUUGUACUCUUUGAUCUAUGUCAAUCUCGGGUAUGUAAAACACUGCGGAGCAAUAUUAAUUUAUAUUUUGCUCUUUAUGGGAUGUCCCAAAAUUUUUUUAUUUGUUUUAUUUCUAUUGGCUAACAGGGGAUAAUCAAAAGUAGAGAUAUUUGUCUACUCGUAUGUUAUUCUUUAUACUCUUUUAAAAAUCGACAAAUUUGUUACUAGAAUAGAGACACAUACAUCUGCAAAUAUAUUUCUACUUAGGAUUCUAUUCAUGAUUUUAUUUCUAUAAAACAGUCGCUUUGGUGAAUAGUUACAGAAUAUAACUCACUAUAAGAAUUUUAAGGAAAAACGCUAAUGAACUCCUCCUAGUACAUAUACGUUAGUACAAUGAAAUUCAAUUCCAGCAAGAUAUAUUAAUAAGUAGUUAAGAUAUUAAAGUACUUGAUUUAAGUAUCUUAUAUGUUUCUUUAUUAUUGCGACGUUUAUUUUUAACUCAAAUAUAUCUCUCGGUAUCUAUAUGUAAUAUUUUUUCAAACGGCGAAAGUAUAUACUUAGAAAAGAAAAGAGAGAUAGAUAGAUAGAUAGAGAGAGAGAGAGAGAGAGAGAGAGAGAGAGAGAGAGAGAGAAUGAUAAUUAAUAACUUACACUUAGUCCUCAGGCUCAAUCUAAGGUGUGACUAUGAAAUUCUCUAACAAUAUACGUAUCUCACGUACAUAUAUUACUGACAUUAAGACUUUUUUCUUUUUUUUUAUGUAUAUAUAUAUAUAUAUAUAUAUACAUUAUAUAUGCAUAAUAUAUAUAUUAUAAUUAUAUAUAUAUAUCUAUAUAUAAUAAUAUAUAUAAUAAUAAUAAUUAUAUAUAUAUAUAUAUAUAUAUAUAUAUAUAUAUAUAUAUAAUUACAUUACAUAACGAUAACACAGCUAAUUGUACGCUUAAUUUGAUAUAUUCCAUAUUUCAUUAGGCGCAAAUAAUUUUAAGAUGUAUUAGUUUUGAGUAAAUUUUUGAUCGAUAUUUGAUCAAUAUCAAAGAUAAUAGAUAUUUGUAAUAGUGAUUUUUAUUAUUUCUUUAAUAAUUUCUGUAUAUAUACAUAUAAAUAUAUAUACAUACAUACAUACAUACAUACAUACAGACACGCACACAUGUAUUUUGGGCAAUAUUUCUUGGUGUUCAUCUGAUUCUUAAGGAAUUUAAUUAGUCAUUUUCAUAUAGUAUUUAUAUACAUACUAUCAAUUUGACUCGUCUGAAUUCCUUUUAAUUAUUCAAAACUAUAACAUGUAAUUGUCGUAUCUAGUAAAUUUAUCGGUCUACGUCUGCUGUAGCCUUCCGUCACUUUUCCGCCGCUUACACAAUUCAUACGUUUAAAAAUCAAUUUUAGACUGUGUAAAAGAUUAUUCAUAUAAGUAAUAUUAUUAAGAUUAGGAAAAAAAAAGAGGAAGAGAGAGAAAAGAAGUCUUUUCGGUGAAAGCUACUCUUUCCGUCUCUUCUAAUUCUUUCUCGAAUGACGUAGACAAAAAAAAAUAUUUAUUACAAAGAUUUGAUAUCGGCUUACAUAGAAUAGGUAGCCUAAUUACUAUUAUUUUAUUAUUAUUAUUAUUAUUAUUAUUAUUAUUAUUAUUAUUAUUAUUAUUAUUAUUAUUAUUAUUAUUAUUAUUAUUAUUAUUAUUAUCAUCAUUAUCAUCAUCAUCAUUAUUAUUAUUGUUAUUGUGAUCAUUAUUAUUAUUAUAUUUUAUUAAUUUUAUUUGGAUAAUUCAGUCGUGAUCAAUAUAUGCAAAAAGGAAAGAAAAAGAAAAAAUAUAUUUUUCUCUCGUUUAUAUUAAUCGAUGAGAAGUAAUUGAUAUAUAAUCGAUAUCGAUUUCUUACUCAUAUCGAUAUAUCUGUUAUAUACUCGUACAACAUGAUGAUCAUUUGAGUAUUCAGUAUAGAACGGAUAUGUGAGCUAAUAAUAAUAAUAAUAACAAGAUAACAGAAUAAAUUAUUUAUGAGAAAAUAGAAUACUCGAUUAAGAAUUAUCGGUUAUUUCCGUGCUCCUUCUGAUAGAAAUGAAUACGUGACUGUGUAAAUUCUUGUCUUAUCCAACAAAAUCGUGCAAUCGAUAUAUAGAAAAUUCAAAGUGUAUACAUACCUUCAAAUUCGAAAAGUUAUUCCCUAUAUGUUAUUUCAUCGGUGGGAGAGGAAAAAUUAAAAUAUAUCGUAUGAACGUACGCAUGUGAUCUAAAUUUCAAAUUCGCACUUUCGUCUUACUUGAACAAAUAUAUAUCUAUGUAUCUAAUAUAAACGCUUAAACAUAGACGUAUCUCUUUAAUUUUUGAUAUCGUCUGUAGGAAAAAAAAGGAGAAAGAAAAAAAAUUAUCAGAUAAUAUUACGUCUCAUUGAUACGUUUAUACGACAUUUAAAAACAAACAGAAGAAAAAUAGAGAUAACAUAUAGAACGAAACCGAUAAAUAUAACUUCUCGAAUUUAUCGCAAACGUUUAGAAACAAAAGCAAACAAAUAAACAAAUAUCUCCCUGUAUGACAAUUUAUACCGCGUAUACGAACGAUUAUAAUUAUUAUAUUUAUUUAUUUAUUCAUUUAGUUUUCACUAAAGCAUCGUUUGUCUCAUGAAGCUGACUUUUUGAAAAGAUUUCCCUUUCUUUUUUAUUUUUAUUUUAUUAUUUUCUUUUCUUUUUUAUUUUUUCAAAUGAACGUUCGAAAUUAGAGAAAUAUGAUUUUUAUACGAUCAGUUUUUUCUAAGAGACGCUUGUACACGAACGGCGUUUUCAUCGAUCAACUGAUUUGACGGUUCGCGAUCAAACAUACUGUCUGAUUGUUUAUAACAACAGCUUAAAAAAAGAAAAAUAAAGAAUAAGAAAAUAAAUUUUGUUUGCGAAGCCGCUGCUUCGUCAAACAGAAAGAUAAAAAGGAAAAGAUAGAAACAUUCCGUAGGCACAUAUACGAUGGCAAUUUAAAAAGUUCACAGUUUUAUUUUCUUUUUGCUUUUUUUUUUUUUUUUUUUUCUUUUUUUUCAAAUAUCAUUGUUAAAGUGAAAUACAUCUUAAAAUGAAGUGAAAGAACAAAAAAAAAAAAGAAGAAAAAACAAAACUGCAAAUUUUUCAAAUUGCCCUAGUACAUUAUCCUCGAAUCAUGCACAUACGAAUUUUAUGGGUCAAUUGCUUUGGGACAUCCUGUAUAUAAAAACAAGCAAUAUUACGAAAUACCUUCUACAUUCUAUAUUCUAUAUUCUUCUAUUAUAUAUUUCGCUAAUUGAAAAGUCUCACUACAUAAAGUCUGUACAGGUUGAAAUAAAACGAGAAUGGCUUACAUAAACAAAUAAUACUUACAUAGUUCUAUUAAUUUAUAUAUAUAUAUAUAUAUAUAUAUAUAUAUAUAUAUAUAUAUAUAUAUAUAUAUAUAUAUAUUGAAAUAAUUCUUCUCGUACGUUUCUCCGGCGAAUCAACCAGUCAAUGACAAUACCGAUCGUGAACAGUCAAUCGAAAACUCUGUUACCGAGCGGCGAGAACGUUUGUAUACAAACAAAAUAACAAACAAAAAUGUAUUUAUUUUAAUCUAACUCGUGAAGUGUGUGUAUAUUUAUACAUGCGAACACGAAUGAAAUUUGCCCGACAAAGAUAUAUAAUAUACUGUAAUAUGCGUUAAAAGAAUAGGAAAAGAAAAACGGAAAAAGAAAAUACUUCAGCGAACGAAAAUGUAAGAUUGAAGACCUUAAGAUGACACUUUUAUAAAUAUUGCUUUGAAACUGGCACAAAUGGGAAUCAAUCAAUCAAUCUAUCUAUCUAUCUAUCUAUCUAUCUAUCUAUCUAUCUAUCUAUCGUUUCUCCGUUUCUUAUUUCAAGCGAUUCGUCUAACGUAUGUCAAAUUUCAUCGUCAAGAAGAAAGUUACAAAAGUUAUCGUAAACCGAAGGAUAAAAAUCCAUUUCCUAAAAAUAAAAAUAAAAAAAAAUAAAAAAUGAAGAAAAAAAUAAUUAAAAAAAAGAAAAAUAAAACAAAGAAAGAAGAUGAAGAAAUUAUUCUUAUCUUAAACAAAUUCGUCUUUAAUGGCGAAUAAUACACACAUACAGUAACCUGAGCAUACACGUCCAUGUACAAAGCCUAAACCUAAGUAUAAUAAGCCUAAGAAAAAUCAUGCUGCCUUUUAACAGAAGAACAAACAAAAAAUAAAUAAAUAAAUAAAUAAUAAUAAUAAUAAUAAUCCUGAACACAACAGGGAGGAACAACGAAAGCUCUCUCUUUUUUUUCCUUUCUUUUUCUUUUUUUUUCGAUUAUCAGAUAAAAUGUUUUCAUUAGUAUAACCAUUUCUAAUGAUAAAAAAAAAAAAAAGAUGUGCUCUUCUAAGCAUGAAAGUAAAAAGGAUCAUUCAAAUAAGGAAUAAUAUCUUAUUCGUCGAAUAGAAA